GUUCGUAUGUGAUGCGCUUUUAAGUAGGUCCGCAGCGAGAGGCGCAAGUAAUUGCGCGUUUUGGUGAAAAAGUUAAGAUAUCAGAAUCCCCACCUUGAAUUCGAACAGAAGGAAGUAUAUCAGUGCUCGGUGUGUGCACAGGUGUGUGCAGGAUGAUACAGGAACUGCCGCGUAUUGUCCUCAAAGGCAAGGAUUUGAGAAAAUUUCUAUAUCUGAAACGCAAAUAUCCAGUUUCGCAGGAGUUUUUGCACAGCAACUGGGCUAAUGCAAAGCGAUUCAUUAUCUACGCUCUACAUCCGCGCUGCGUGCUCCGCACUUACGCAUGGCGCAAAGGCAAUCACAGGGUCGUGAUCAUGCGCCGGGCCCGACUGCUUCUCUUCGACCCGCGACUGAAGCGUAUGAUCAAACGACGUAAAGCUAAUUCUAAGCAAUGGUCGUCAAACAUGGUACGAUAUUACAAGAAAAUGGGUCAUGUGAAGGAAUACGAGGAGACGGAGCUGUACGGCGAGGAGCUGUCCAAGCAGAUGAAGCAGCAAUUGGAGCUGCUAAAGAGCGGCAAACGUGGUCUAUCACUGAUCGAAGAUGCUAAUAAAAACAUUGAGCUUCGUCAAGAGCAGCCAGAAGAGAACGUAGAAGAAGAGAGGGCGGAGACAACUCAGCAGGCAGAAGAGGAGAAGCUGGAAGAGCAACAUAUAGAAGAUGACUCAGUAAAAUUAUUAGCAAUAAUCGAAGGAACAUUAAACCAAUCGGAUCAAUCUAAAGAGAAGCUGGUUCGCCGACCUACUAUUGAAAUGGAGUUACUGGAGGCAUCUGCUGUAUCGCCCACGAGCAAAAGCGACAAGCCGCUAGAAAAGGCGGUGGACAGCAAAUUUUUGGAUAUGCUAAUGAAUAAAGUGCGUGUCAAAACCUUUGCCAAAGAGCUAAAUUUCUCCAGCUCCGAUAAUGGACUGAAUGGUACAAGCGACAAACCCGCCGGUGAGGGAACAGCCGACUUAAGCUUUAAUGACGAAGCUAGCGAAGACUUCGUCGAAUUCGAUGACAGCGCCCAUCAACCGGGCAUGCUGCUCACGCCUCUGGUUCCACAGAGCUUCAAAACAGUGGAUGGCAACGGGGCCUUCGUCAGCGAUGCGCUGGAAGCUUAUAUGAAGAAGAAUAACCUGCGCGAUACUCGCUCGGCAGAUCGUGAGCUGCUCGAGCCCAUGUACCAGGAUGGGCGUGUCACGGCGCAUAGUGUGCCGCCGCAUAUGGAUAUGCCGGCGGUGCCGGACAGCUUACAGAAGCUGCGCACUGUUGCCGAACGGCGGCACUAUCUGCAGCGCUCCAAGAACCAAAAAAUGGCCAUCAUCAAUAACGAGGCGAACAUCUACCGCGAGUUGCAGCGCAAGCAGCGGCAGCGAAAGGUGAAAAUCGCCGCAAUGCAGCAACUUCAGUCGCCCAUCACUCAAAUGCCCUUCACCCGGCAGGGCUGGCAGGCGGCCAGCUACGUGUCCACGGAGACGGAUAAGUAUUACUACCAGGUCAUACGCAUCGAUGGCGAGAUGGUGCGUCUGCCUGGCAGCCAGGGAAACAACGCGCACCGCGAAAAGCAGCCGCAUCGCAACGCGCUCACUGCGCAGGAGUUGGCCACGCUUCAGUGUAGCAGCCGGUGCGUGGACGCGGCUUUACGCAGUGAGCUGAAAGUGAUCCCCACGCGCCAAACCCAGCUGAAAGGCAAACUGCAGAAGCUCAAUCAGUAUCCAUUGCCAGCCGUAUUCAGGCCCUGCCCGCUUUCACAGAAGCCAUAUCAGAAGCCGCUAGACGACGACACGGCCGCCCUCUUGCUGGCCGGCGGGAGCAUGGCCGUGGUCAGCAUGCCCACCGUGCAGCUGGACGUGAAGCCGCAGCUGGGCCGGCCAUUGAAUGAGAUCGCCAAGCGGUAUUUGCAGUACAUCCUGCCGCACCAUGACAUUACGCGCGAGUGGGCUGAGUUCAGCGUCUCCACACUGCAGGAAUCACCCAACAGCAUGCGGGAGGCGGAGGCACAGGCCGCCGUCCAGUCCACAAAAGUCGGCAGGCGCAAAAGCUUUACAUUUGUGAUACCCUAUAUGAACGAUCGCAAUCACAUUCUGGUGCGUCGCGUUGUCGAUCGCUCCGAGAAGUUGGACGAGAGCUUUAGUGCUUCUCAACCGCCAGAGAGACUGCGCGACUUAGAGUUUCGCAAACUGCUGCCCGAAAAUGCAGAUGCCAUUGCGUUGGAUUGUGCGGACAUGGUAAAUGAUAUGAUCAACACCGUAGCUAUUAGCUGCAGCGAGAACUCGUUCAUUAGCGUUGAUUCCGAUGCGGUACGUGGUGACGCUAUGGAUGUAAGCCCCAUUAAAGAGGAGUCUGCUGCUGCCGGCAAUUCGAAUGCGGCUGAAGUCGAUGCCCAGACAAAAUCGGGGCUUAAAUGCACCCAAGCCAACAGCAAGCCACGCCCCAACAAGCAACAGCGUUUAGCCAAGGAGCUGCGCCGCCUCAACGCCACCAUAAUCGAUGCAGCCGCAAUUGCCAAAGAUGCGAAUAAACCGUGCAGCAAGGAUUUCUGUCAACUGGGAUGUGUCUGUGAGAGCGUGGGUGGGGAUCUGGCCCCUCGGGAACAUUGCGGACGUGCGGACUGCGUGUUGGAAUGCAGCUGCACGGGAGCCGAGCUUACGCGCAUUAUGCGCGUGGAGACUGACGGGCGCGGACUCUCGAACGAGGAUGCUUUCAACUUGCGUCGCAAGGCAACGGCGCGAUUGGCCAAAAUGGAAAAGGACUUCACCUCGACGCUGGUUCUAACUGACAACGAGACGCUGCUCAUCAACGAAACACAGUGUGACAAGAAGCGUCGGUGCACUAAGGCGCCCAAGCGCUACGAGGACUUCGACGACUCCAUCGAGGAUGAUGAGGAGCCACUGCGUCCCAGCAAGUUUGCAAAGCGCGAUAUUAAUCUGAAACGCACACGCAGCAGCACCGAGAGCGUCCACAUGUCGCUUAAUGAGCCGUGCUCAAUAAAGGAUACGGAUUUUGACCAAUUGAAGCAUUGCCAGGUUGCGCUGCGCCGCCUGCCCGAUGUCGCCAACUUGGCUACCUUCUGCAUGACCCAUCAGCUAUACAAAUGUUUCUGCGGCGGACUAGCGGUGGAAGGCAAGCCUGUUAUAAUAGAGAAGGAAAAAGACGACCUGCCCAUACCUCAUUAUGUUCCUGAACUGGCGACCCGCGCUCACUACAGCUUCGAACGACCACCGGAUGAGUCAAACAAGAAGCGGCGCAAGGAGAAGGCAAAGAAAAUAACGCCACAGAAGCAACUGAGCAAAGACGUUGCUACCAUUAGGCUGCAGCCAGUUAAACUGCUACCCAAGCCAGCGCCUGUUUUGAAAGUGGAAGUACCACCUGUGCCGGCCGUGGUAGUGGUGCCGCAACGUCCCGCCGAGCUUGAUAUAAUCUUCAGCUACUAUCGCUCGCGGCCCAAUUUCUGUCGCCGGGUGGUGUCCGUGCCCAGGAAUUGCUAUUUGCGUUUGAACAGGCGCCGUGCUGAUCGCAUUCGCGUGGAGGCAACACGAGCUGAGACUCCGAAAACACAGGCACUGCUCGACCAGCGUGUGGCCAGCGCCGUUAGCUACUAUCGCUCUGAGCUUGAACAACAGCGCCGCUUGGCGAAAUCGGCGCAGCUUGCAGAGCUAACAAUAAUUGAAGUCGCUGAUGAUUCGGAUGAGAGUGAAACGGAGUCUAUGGCAAGCAAACGCAGCGCAAAAGAGGAAGUGAACUUGCAAGAGCCGGAUGUCAAGCGAAGGAAGCUGCAAGCAGAGGAAACAGAGCCAGCAGAUAAAACAGCCAAGCAGACCGAACCGCAUAAAGUACAGCCCGCAACCAAACUGGAAAUUCAAAUGCCCAAGAUAUCAGCUUGCUAUUCUCUGAACGCCAACGCCCUAGAUGUAGCCGUGGGCAGCAAUGAGGUGCCCAUAGCUUUGCCCAUCAAUGAAGACAGUCCGAGUGUGGAUUCUGUCUCGUUCCGUGCUUCUUACAACGAAGUCAUCAAGAAGAUGAACACCCAUGUGAGCAAGAAAAUGCAGGACAUCGAUCUGGCGCUGCAGCGUGAGAGCAAAAUAAUCCCAGCACCGAACGAGGAGAUAUUGUGCAUCAUCAAGUGGGCUAACUUCCUGGCCGCCUUCCAGUCCAACUAUGUGUUCAUCUGGGAUGUGCAAAUGAAGAACCACAGCUUCCUUGCGGCUACGAUAACGAACAUGAUGCCAGCCAUUUGUGGUGCCAUUGCCGUGGUCAACACGCACUUCGCUCCAGACCGCAACAGCUUACCCCUGAUGGCCCGCAUGCUGCUGGAGGGCAAGCGAAACGAGAACACGAGUCGCCUGGCUGUGGUGAUGCAGGGCAGGCAGCAGUACUGGCUGGUCAAGGGCUUCCUGCGUUACAUGGAGGGUAACGCGUGCACCAAGCCAACGCCGCAGACGCAUCCCGUACUGACAAAGAAGAUAAAUGUCCUCUGCACUCUGAUGGUGAAGCAGCGCAUUAGGGAGCAGCAACGUCAUCAGCGGCCAGCAGCGACUGCUUCUGGGGCGACGGCCAAUGUUGUUGGCACCAAAGCAGCAGCAGCUAACUCCAAGUCUGUAACUGCAGUUCCAGCUCGUGCUCCGCCUCCAGAUGCACCUGCACAAAGCGCGCCAGCUGCUGCUCCUUCCACAUCACCCUCAGUAUUAGGUUCACCUGCAGUUGACAUUGCGCCGAUCCCCGUCCCCACAUCCACAUCCACAUCUGAGGGCAAGGCAUCUGCCAACAGCAAGGAACCCUCACUUAUUUGCAGCAACAUCGAGUUCCGUAAAGUUAUGCAAGCGGAUAUUCCAGACCUGCAGAUUCCGGAGCCACACACGCACGAUCAUCGCUGGCUAGUGCUUAAUUUGUAUGAUGACUUCUCGCACAUCUUCGUGCCGGCCUUCAAGGACAUGAUCUCAUUGGAUCGCAUACACAAUGUGGCCCGCGUCGCACGUGACACCAAUAAGAUGGUGAAACUGCAGUUCUUCCAGGACGCCCCCUAUGAUGCCUUCGUAACGCCAUCCUCGAAGCGGGUCAUCUACUUUGGACCGCUGCCACUGGACACGCCGCCUCCUGUGCUGGUGCUGCUGCAAAGUGUGGACGGCAAGAUGAUGUUACGCGAGGUCUACCAGCGGAAUCAUGACAUCCCGGUACAGCGUGAAAGGCGUACCAUGGCCUUCUGGCUGCUUCAGAUCAAUGGCCAAGUCCAUUUCAAUAUUGAUUUGCCAGGAGGGGCUGAGUCGUCGCCAACGUCGAACACGUUGGAGCAGGCAGCAGUAGGCGCAGAGGCAGCAGACACUGAUGAGGAUGAUGAUUGUGUGAUCGUCAUCAACGACGAUGACGAAGAUAAAGCAGUGAACGAGGUGGCGCAGCCAAACGCGACGGCUCAGCUGAAGCGGCACGCCAAACAGGAGGCGCCAAUAACCGCACCGCUCAUAAACUUCACCAUUCAGGCGUUACCCCAUGGCGCCAGCAGCAGUGGAAGCAGCAGCCUGCACAUAACAGCAGCUGUUCCCCAUACAGGGCCAAUGGUCAAGGAGAUCAAUAGCAAUGUUCUAACCGGCGCGUUUAUGCCUUUCAUUUCGAACGUGCCCGCCGUGUGCGGCACGGUGCCAGUCACACAAUUCCUAACACCACAGGUGCAGCUCACCCAGACAUCGGCGCCGUCGCCACCAGCCGUUGCCAGCAGCGAACUUAAUGCACAGCCGCAGCCAGCCAAAAUUAGUCGCAUCUCAGUGCAGAGGUGUGCCCCGGCAGCCAGUGCAGCAACUUCCGUUAAGGAUCCGAUGGCACCCAAGGUCAACAACACGCUGCAGCAGCUGUUGAGCAACAACACCAAUGGCAACAUUAAAAUGGGCAACACCACAGCUGGCCUAACAAUCACCAAGAUGAGGACCAAGGAUAACGCUGCUUCACGGCCUGCCGCCGAGCCCAUAAAAAUUGGUGCCAAGCGCAAGUUGCAAGAACUGCCAGCGGGUGCGGCAGCUUCCUCUGGAAUGCCUACGCUGCCCAAGCCGACAUAUGCCAGCGGCAAUUUGCCGCAUCUGACGCGUGCUCCACAGCUGAAAUCGGCGGCCAAGGCAGCUCAGUUCACAGGGCUUAAGUCUUUGGCACCCAAGCCACCCUGUGCCGUGGAGCCAAAGAAGCACUUGCUGAAUGCCAAGGAGAAGAAUGGAUUUCUGGUGGCCAAGAACUUGCCUAGUUUCAAAGCGAAACUAGUGGACAGCAAGCUCAUGGUCAAACUGCCAGAUGAGGGCCUCUACUCGUUCAAAACCGGCCACGCCGCCAGCGACUAUCUCAACCGAUAUCUAUCCCGUGAAUUGAGCCUGAAGGGUUCUUUGCCAGGCGAUUGGAAGUUUUUGCCAUUUGAAAAUAAAAGUCUAAAUCAAAAAGAUCCACUUGCAGCCCCCAUUGUCAUCGAAGAUUGAAAACAUGCAAGAAAAAGAAAAAAGCAGAAAAAGAAUAUUGAAGAAAAUACCCGCGCAGCAGCUA
This is a messenger RNA of Drosophila navojoa, 6534 nucleotides long. It is a transcript of the gene ocm, whose product is annotated as over compensating males. NCBI's taxonomy places the organism in Eukaryota, Metazoa, Arthropoda, Insecta, Diptera, Drosophilidae. Gene Ontology annotation, cellular component: nucleus; nascent polypeptide-associated complex. Gene Ontology annotation, molecular function: sequence-specific DNA binding. Gene Ontology annotation, biological process: regulation of gene expression. The record is from RefSeq and is a predicted model, not a curated record.